GAGAUUAAAUAUCAGCCGUUGGAUCUCUAUGGUGUAGUAUAUACACCGAGGUAGAUUUCUCCAAUCCUUGUACCGACGCGGAGGCCUCGGCAAAUUCUCCUGUUCCCAAAUCCCCAACUUCAGUUGAUCUACGAGAGGCGGUGGCGAAGCGGGUUGUUGUGGUCUUCGCCGCCUCACGAAACAAGAGAGAGAAGAAGAAGAAGAAUUAUAUAUAUAAAAAAAUCACUCUCUUGUCGUAGUUUCUGCGUGCUCGAAGUACACAAACGAAAAGGGAAGAUAAAACGGAAAAUAAAAGAAAUUAGGGCAUCGGCGUUGCAUGGCGUAUUCGUGUUGCCUGUCGGCACCCUCGCUCGCCGGACCAUCACCGGCGGUGGUGGCGAAGAUCGGAGGUGGCCGCCGUGACGCACGCGGGAGGGGAUUUAGCGCCGUUGGCAUGCUCGCUCCGCUCCGGCGGGAUCGGAAUGGAAGAAGUCUCGUGGUCUGCAUGGCGCCGGAGGAGGAGAAGAUGACCCGCCAAUCCCCUCUCGAUUUCUCCAUCGAAGCAGGAAUAAUGUGUGAGCCAUGUAAAGGUAGAGGAUGGUUGCUGUGCGAUUUUUGUGAAGGAAAGAAGACUUAUGUGAAGGCGGAGAACAACCGGAUUUAUCGCCGUUGCCCAACUUGUAAAGCUGUUGGAUACGUUAUAUGUCAAAAGUGCAAAGUCUUCAAGUGUGUCACUUUUCCAGACUAUAGUGAUGGCAUGGAAGGCGUCGAUAAAUUCGGGCGGUAUCCAGGGGACUUUUAGAGGGAUAUUAAGAGCAUUACAUAGGAAAACUAUUGGUUGCCUCUUUGAUUGAUCUUCAGCCAGCUACAUGCAAAGUUGCUAGAGGCUCGGUGUUGUUGAUAAGAUAUGCAGUGCGUGAAACGGCUGCAGGGUUCAUUGAAGCUUGUGUUGGAGAUAAUUCAAUUCUUUUAGUAGAAAUAUGUCUUUUAAAGUAUUUGGUUGUCAAAAUAGCGAAGAAUUCUUUUUCCUCCACGUGUGAGGCUCCAAUGAUUACUUCUAGGGAUAGAAUGAUCUAUCCUAUCGGCACGUCUUCCAGGUAGUGCCAUAAGAACCAACAAGACUUUCAGUGAUCUAGCACUAUAGAAUAAAUCUCACAAGAAAAGGUAAGCCCCAGAGUAGUGCAAAGCUCAGAGAAGAAGUAUAGAAACCACAAAAGGUUGAAGGAGGAAACUGAUAAAUAUGAACCACCACUUGAACACUUCUCUUAUAGAGGCAAAUAUGCCGCCAUGGGUGGCAGAGAAGUGUAAAAACCACAAAAGGUAGGAGGAGGAAGCUGACAAAUAUGAACCACCAUCUGAACACUUCUCUUAUAGAGGCAAAGAUGCUGCCGCGGGUGGCCAAGAAGGACUACAGCUGCAGAUAGCCAAUAGGAGCUAGUGCUUCAACGGCUAGUUUGACUAAGAGAAAUAGGUGUUCUUCGGUAAGCUAAAAAUACAGUAAAUAGUUGUAUUUCUUUCGGUUGCAUACUAUACAUAGUUAGACUGGAAGGGCUAGUGGUGUUGUAUUUUAAUUUACAGUUGGUUGUUGUAUUAUGGAUGUUUGUAUGUACAAUGUUGCUUUGUGUUUUAAGUUUUUUCUAUACUCUGAUACA
Messenger RNA from Ananas comosus (pineapple), 1631 nucleotides. RefSeq lists its product as uncharacterized. The coding region runs from base 317 to 781 and encodes 154 amino acids. Lineage: Eukaryota; Viridiplantae; Streptophyta; Magnoliopsida; Poales; Bromeliaceae. The record is from RefSeq and is a predicted model, not a curated record. The transcript is spliced from 4 exons.